Candidula unifasciata is the source of this 1823-nucleotide messenger RNA. The record is from the annotation of a GenBank genome assembly. NCBI's taxonomy places the organism in Eukaryota, Metazoa, Mollusca, Gastropoda, Stylommatophora, Geomitridae.
AAUGCGGCCGGCAAACUUAUGGCCAAGACUGCAGCUAUGACUGCCCACAACACUGUGAGAAUACCGUCUGUGAUCAUGUUUCUGGAAUUUGCACACAAGGAUGUAAGUCAGGCCAUAAAGGAAUUCUGUGUGACGAAGAAUGUGCCAGGGGAACCUAUGGCCAAGACUGCAACUCUACCUGCCCACAACACUGCCAGAAUAUUGACAUACACCGGUCUGUCUGUCAACACUCUUCUGGAGCGUGUACACAGGGAUGUCAGUCUGGCUACACGGGGCUUCUUUGUGAUGAAUCAUGUCCAAGUGGUACCUAUGGUGAGAACUGCAUCCAUUCCUGUCCUGAAUUCUGUGACCCGAGUGGCCAGCAAGCCUCUGUUUGUCACCACAUUGAAGGAGUCUGUCUCAAUGGUUGUCAGCCUGGUCGUAUGGGAGAUUUUUGUGAACAAGAAUGUGAGCGUGGAUUUUAUGGUAAAAACUGCAACGAAACCUGCUCUCAGUUCUGUGCGGCAGAUGACCCCAGUCAACUUGUGUGUAACUACAUUGAUGGCUCCUGCCUACAAGGAUGUCAAGAUGGAUAUUAUGGCCUUAGGUGUGCUGAACCUUGCGACAAUGACCACUAUGGCAAGGGUUGUGGCAACAUCUGCCCUGAAUUCUGUGCACUGCUUGACUUUGACAAGCCAGUCUGCCAUCACAUUAGUGGAGAAUGCCUGCACGGAUGCGAGGCCAGCUAUCGGGGUCCACACUGCAGUGACAACUGCGAACCUGGCUGGUUUGGAUCAGGAUGCAAGUACAAGUGCCACUGUUCGGAUGAGAAUACCUGUUGGACAAUUAACUCUUGUAUUGUCGAUGGGGAAACCAGAUGCUACUGGGGCUGGUUUGGUCCAGCGUGUCAGUAUGUUGAUCUGGCACAUAGUCAGACCAUUGUCAACCUGGAUCAAAAUCUGCGGACAUUGAGUGAUGGAAAGGAUACUACAUGCCUUCAGCCUGGCACCAUGAACAUCACAGUGUCAUGGUAUCAACCUUACAUACUGACUUGGCUGAGAAUACAUCUUAGAGAGACUAUAGUUCCUAAAGAUUUCACUAAUUUAUUUAGUGUAAUGUUCAAGGACAAAAACGGCACAGCUUACAAAUGUCGCAACCUUCAGUUAGCCAGACACAGUCGAACAACUUUAGACAUAUAUUGUGAACCAGAAGUACCUGUAACUAAUCUGACUCUGACCGGCCCGGGUGUUGGCUCUUUAUGUACUCUGUCUGUUAGUGGAGGUCGUAAUGUCGCCCUUAGAGAAAAGACCUCUCAGACGAGCACCUCAUCCGGGUCUUCUGGUAUCAAGCUGGAAUCAUAUCUAGCUGUGGACGGUAUCCCCAACAGAAUGCGUGAUAGCACAGAAUGCACCCUGACAGAUAAGAGUGACCAACGGCCAAGGUGGAACCUGAAGUUCUCACAUCCUAUGACAUUGAACAGAUUUAUCCUCCACAACACUUAUAAAAAGUCUGCUUAUCUCACAGGAUUCAUUCUGACUGCCUUUAAUAUUGAUGGUGAAGGUGUGUUUUCAUACCAGGACUCUGUGAAGAAAGUUAGGUUAGUGUACACAUUGGUACCACCACAAGAACUAUCAGCUGUCUCAGGCCUGUCCAUAGAGGCCACCAUGACUAGGAGGGUUGUCAGGACGAAAUACCUUGCAUUGUGUGAAGUUGAAGUGUUUGGAGAUUCUGUAUGCCCGCUUGGCUUAUAUGGAAGGGAUUGUGAAAACCACUGCUUUUGUUCUCAUGUAGAACAAUCAUGUUUUGUCAGCACUGGAGCGUGUCCAUUAAAAGCUCACUGGUAA